AUGGUCGCCUGCCGACGAGCCAGGAGGCUCCGGUCGCGGUUGCCGCGAAAGCUGGCGCAGGAGGCGAUGGCGCAUCCUGGGCGGUUACAGCGGCCACACCCAUUAAACCAGCAGGCCGGGCAGCGAACAUUGCACGGUGUAGUCGUGUUCCAGUACGGCGAGGGGUGCUGCUCCAACGCGACGGCGCGUUCUGCGCCCCUGGCCUAUCAGCUGCUCCGGAGUCAUUUGCGAACCGGUCCGGGCGCUCGCUGCGGACCUGACGCCUUUGCCUGCGAACUGGUAGCCGAGGAGGUCGUUGUACCACCAUACGAAAAGGCCUUGGCCGGCACCGCCGCCUGGUGCGAACUGGUAGCGGAGGGCCCUGUCCUCGAAGAAGCCAUCGCUGCCUUGGCCACCAUGCUCUUCGUGGGUAGAGGCUUCACCGGUAUUGAUGCCGCGCAGACAAGGCCUUUGCCGCGACCUGAGUCCCUGUGA
Symbiodinium necroappetens is the source of this 474-nucleotide messenger RNA. The record is from the annotation of a GenBank genome assembly. NCBI's taxonomy places the organism in Eukaryota, Dinophyceae, Suessiales, Symbiodiniaceae.